AUGGCACCGUUUGAGGCCAUGUACGGUCGUAAGUGUCAUACGCCUCUGUGUUGGAGAGAAACCGGAGAAAAGAUACUUGCUGGACCCGAACUUGUACAAAUCACACACGACAAAAUACAGGUGAUUCGAGAGAGAAUGAAAGCGGCUCAGGACCGACAAAAGUCAUACGCUGAUCACCGCAGAAGACCGAUCGAGUUCUCAGUCGAAGAUUUGGUCAUGUUGAAGGUUUCCCUGUGGCGUGGAGUAUUACGGUUUAGAAAGAAAGGUAAUCUCAGUCCUUGUUUUAUCGGUCCAUUCAAGAUUAUUGAACGGGUCGAGAAACAAGUUUACCGUUUAGAACUACCCGAAGAAUUAACGGGUAUACAUGAUGUUUUCCAUGUCGGUUAUCUACGAAAAUGUUUGAGCAAACAUGAGGAAGUAGUACCAUUAUCGGAAGUUAAGAUAAAUGAAAAGCUUCGAUAUGCCGAAGAGCCCAAAAGUAUCUUGAAAGAGCGAACAGUGAAAUUGCACAAUAGAGAGGUAGAUUUGGUAUUAGUGAAGUGGAAACAUCAUCAUGGGACAAAUUGGACAUGGGAACGCAAAGAUGAGAUGAUGACUAAGUACCCUUCAUUAUUAUUGCAAUCAUGA
Cynara cardunculus var. scolymus (artichoke) is the source of this 627-nucleotide messenger RNA. RefSeq lists its product as uncharacterized. The transcript has a single exon. Bases 1 to 627 code for a protein of 208 amino acids. The record is from RefSeq and is a predicted model, not a curated record. NCBI's taxonomy places the organism in Eukaryota, Viridiplantae, Streptophyta, Magnoliopsida, Asterales, Asteraceae.